AUGAAAUUAGGGUCAUGUAUUCCACAAAGAUGGGUAAUAAUCGUGAUGUGCUGCCUUGGCCUUUUUCAUUCAUACACAACACGACUUUGUCUAUCGAUAACCAUUAUCGAAAUGGUUAAGCCAAAAAAUCAUUCUAUCGAGUUUAUAGAUGAUACGUGUCCCAAAACAGAUUCGGUUUCGUUGAGUAACGAAACAGUUAUCAUAAAAGGAUCUUAUGACUGGGAUGAAAAAACUCAAGGUCUCAUCCUGUCAUCCGUCUUCUGGGGUUACGUGUUGGCCAGCUUCUUCAGUGGCACAAUCAUCGAUAAACUCGGCGGCAAGCACACUUUGGGUUUGAGUAUUUUAUCCAUCUCGAUUCUGAGUCUCGUAACACCUCUAACAAUCAAAUGGGGCGGUGUAACGUGGCUCAUCAUUCUACGAAUAAUUAUGGGUCUUGGCGAAGGUGCAAUACAACCGUCAAUUACAAGAUUAAUGGCUCACUGGAUACCUAAAGAAGAGCGUUCAUUAGCCGGUGCUUGGGCUUACUCUGGCAUGUCAUUGGGUACCAUUGUAGGAAUGGCUGGUUCAGGAACAAUCAUUCAACGUUCCAGUAUUGGAUGGCCAGCUGCCUUUUAUUUUUACGGAGUACUUGGCUUACUAUCGUUUUUAAUUCAUUGCGUAUUAUGUUUCGAUUCACCCAGCGUGCAUCCUUUCAUAUCUGAUGCCGAAAGAAACUAUCUAAAGCAAAAAUUGGGUAGGUAACAAGUUAUUUCAUAAUGUUCAAUGCCAUGGAAGCACAUAUUACGCUCAAAACCAAUCUGGGCCCUCCAGAUCGGUUUGAUUGGCAAAGCGUGGUGCCUGCUUGUAUUAUCCAGUGACAUGCCCAAAUACAUGAGUAGCGUGCUGAAAUUUUCCAUCGAAACUAACGGUUACGUCACCUCGAUACCUCACCUAUGUUCGUGGUUAUUCUCGUGUUUUACCUCCUGGGUCGCCGAUUGUAUCAUUACCAGAAAACUCUUGUCGAUUGGAUGCAUUAGAAAAAUAGGAUGCACGAUUUCUAUGAUUGGUACUGGACUCUUUCUCGUAAUUGCUACUUAUGUAGGUUGCGAUCGCUUCGCCGUUAUUGGAAUUCAAGUCGUUGCGAUGAUAAUGUUUGGCUGCGCCAAUUUUGGAGUCAUGGUUAAUGUGUUAGAUUUGUCGCCGAAUUACGCUGGGACAAUUCAAGGUAUUGCGUUUGCUGUGGCCAUGGUUCCGAGUUUUUUGUCGCCGUACAUAGUAGGAUUGUUAACACCAAACCUGAUCAUCACCGAGUGGCGACAUGUGUUUUUAUUGCUGUUAGCCGUUUCCGUAGUUUCGAAUGUAGUUUUUGUAAUAUUUGGUAGUGGGGAAAUACAGCAAUGGAACGAGCCAAGCUUCUUGAAGGAUAAGCAGAUAUUAAAAAGUAUUACGAAUGCGGAACGCGAAAAGUGCUAUAUACGAGAAUAGAAUUUUUCUAUCAUUCAGUUACUUAUGACAAAACGCGAUAUGAAUGUUUAGAGAAGCAACUCGUUUUAAUAAAAUGUGUAUAAUCUCUAUUGAAUUAUAGCAUUUAUGUCAUUACAACGCUAAUAAACCAAAUUU
Molecule: messenger RNA, 1599 nt
Organism: Phymastichus coffea
Lineage: Eukaryota; Metazoa; Arthropoda; Insecta; Hymenoptera; Eulophidae
Product: sialin-like
Exons: 3
Biological process (GO): transmembrane transport; monoatomic anion transport
Molecular function (GO): transmembrane transporter activity
Source: RefSeq, a predicted model, not a curated record